AUGGUCAACUUCAGGAACGUUCUCCUGGGCCUCUUGCCCUUCGCGGCCGCUGCGCCCGUCGCCCCGGGCAGCCCUGAUGUUGCCAACAAGUACAUCGUCACCCUCAAGUCUGGCAUCUCGACCGACAACGUCGCCUCCCACUUGAACUGGGUCAGUGACGUCCACAAGCGCAGCCUUGGACGCCGCGAUCUCGCCGGUGUCGAGAAGACCUACGACAUCAAGAACUUCCACGCCUACGCCGGAACCUUUGACGAGUCUGUCGUUGCGGAGCUGAAGAACAACCCUGACGUUGCUGCCGUUGAGCCUGAUCAAAUUUACACCCUGUCGGCCUACACCACCCAGUCCAGCGCCCCCUGGGGUCUCGCUUCCAUUUCCAGCCGCACCUCGGGCGCGACUUCGUACCGCUACGACAACUCGGCCGGCGCUGGCACUUUUGCCUACGUCGUUGACAGUGGCAUCUUGACCACGCACACCAACUUUGGCGGCCGCGCCAUUCGUGGCUACAACGCCGCUGGCGGAGAGUGGGUUGACAGCAUCGGUCACGGUACCCACGUUGCUGGCACCAUCGGCAGCACGACUUACGGUGUUGCUAAGGCUGCCACUCUCAUUGACGUCAAGGUCUUCGUCGGCCGCACGUCUUCCACCUCCAUCAUUCUCGACGGCUUCAACUGGGCUGUGAACGACAUCGUCAGCAAGAACCGUGCUAGCCGCUCCGUCAUCAACCUGUCGCUCGGCGGUCCCACCUCGACUGCUUGGACCAGCGCCAUCAACGCCGCCUACUCUUCUGGCAUUCUCAGCGUCGCCGCCGCCGGUAACGAGAACGUCUCCGCCUCCACCAGGUCUCCCGCCAACGCCCCCAACGCCCUGACCGUUGGCGCCAUCAACUCCGCCUGGGCUGAGGACACCAGCUACUCCAACUUCGGCCCGGCUAUCGACAUCCUCGCCCCUGGCACCAACGUCCUGUCUCUUGGUUACACUUCCAACACCUCCACCAGGACCCUGACCGGUACCUCCAUGGCCGCCCCUCACGUUGCUGGCCUUGCCCUCUACCUUGCCGCCUUUGAGAACAUCAACACCCCUGCUGCUCUCAGGAACCGCAUCGUUGCCCUCGGCACCUCCGGCCGUGCCACCGGUAUCCGUGGCGGCAGCCCCAACCUCAUCGCCUACAACGGCAACGCUUAA
Verticillium alfalfae VaMs.102 is the source of this 1182-nucleotide messenger RNA. Its product is annotated as alkaline proteinase. Gene Ontology annotation, molecular function: serine-type endopeptidase activity. Lineage: Eukaryota; Fungi; Ascomycota; Sordariomycetes; Glomerellales; Plectosphaerellaceae. The record is from RefSeq and is a predicted model, not a curated record. Bases 1 to 1182 code for a protein of 393 amino acids. Gene Ontology annotation, biological process: proteolysis. The transcript has 4 exons.